Messenger RNA from Kickxella alabastrina, 1455 nucleotides. RefSeq names its product transmembrane amino acid transporter protein-domain-containing protein. Gene Ontology annotation, cellular component: fungal-type vacuole membrane. The record is from RefSeq and is a predicted model, not a curated record. The transcript is spliced from 4 exons. Gene Ontology annotation, molecular function: L-glutamate transmembrane transporter activity; L-serine transmembrane transporter activity; L-lysine transmembrane transporter activity. NCBI's taxonomy places the organism in Eukaryota, Fungi, Kickxellomycota, Kickxellomycetes, Kickxellales, Kickxellaceae. Gene Ontology annotation, biological process: amino acid transmembrane transport. The coding region runs from base 1 to 1455 and encodes 484 amino acids.
AUGACAGCAAUGAUAACAGCAACUUUCAGUCCCGGGUGCGAGUCAAUCGAGAUUGUCGACAAAAUCACCGAGAGAAAUCCUUUGCCAUGGCCUGCUAGAACCUGGUAUGCCGAUGGUAUGCCAAUUGACCGCGACAGCAACGAGGAAAGUGCCGAAGAGCCCACAGGAACCAUCUCGUCUUCUUCAAUCAACCUGGCCAACACAAUACUGGGCUCGGGCAUGCUCAGUAUGCCCAAUGCGAUGGCCGCGCUGGGGCUGGCCUUCGGCUCGCUGGUCAUCGCGUUUUCGGCAAUGACGUCGGGGAUGGGCCUGUACCUGCUGUCUCGCUGCGCGCGUCGGACCCCCGGGCGCGACUCAUCAUUCUUUAAUGUUGCAAAGCUCACAUACCCCAGUGCUGCACUCUUCUUUGAUGCGGCCAUUGCUGUAAAGUGCUUUGGCGUGUCGAUUUCGUAUUUGAUCAUCUUUGGAGACUUGAUGCCGGAGAUCAUAAAAGCCUUUGGCUUUGAGGCCCAUUUUCUGCUGGCACGUGGGUUCUGGAUAACCUUUGCAAUUGUUGCUCUGGCUCCACUGGCCUUCCAACGUCGGCUGGACGCGCUCAAGUACACCAGCUUCACAGCCCUGCUGGCAGUUGCCUACUUGAUUUUGGUUGUGGUCAUAUUUUACUUUUCGCCCAUUCGCAAGCCGCUGCCCGCAGGUGAUGUUGUACUAUUCCGAUGGUCAAAAGACUUUUUCACGCACCUUCCCGUCUUUGUGUUUGCGUUCACCUGCCAUCAGAACAUAUUCAGCGUCUACAAUGAGAUGCAUGACAACAGCUCUAAGCAGGUCAACGGCGUUAUUGCACUUAGCAUCGGCAGCGCCUGCGCAGUUUACCAGUGGAUAGCAAUUCUGGGAUACCUCACCUUUGGAAGCAAAGUGGCACCCAACUUGCUGACAAUGUACGACAAUGGCACGACAGUCACGUUCUGCCGUCUGUCCAUCGCCAUUCUAGUCUUGUUUUCGUACCCACUGCAGUGCCAUCCGGCGCGCAACUGCCUGGAUAAAGUCAUCACUGGCAUCUGUCACGUAUGGAGCAAAGAGCCGGACUUUGAGGCCAUCACGGACAUUGGCGAUGAUGUUGACGCCGACAUGUUUGUCAAUGAAGCGGCGUCGUAUUCGCCAGUUGUCCACAUCAUGUCACCCGCAAAGCACAUAAGCAUUACAGCGGGGCUCAUGUUUUUUUCGUACAUUGUCUCAAUGGUGGUUACUAGCCUCGAUCUUGUUUUGUCCUUUGUCGGGUCGACCGGGUCCACGUGCAUUUCGUUUAUUUUGCCGGGCGUUUUCUACUACAAGAUGCACCAGCAUUGCGGGUGGACUCGCAUGAAGAUCAUUGCCGUGUUAUUAGCCGUGUAUGGUGCGUUUGUGCUUGUGUUCUGCCUUGGCGCAAAUAUCAUGCGUGUGAUUAGCGGCGACUAUUAA